CGGAGCCGGCGGCGGCGGCUGCGGCAGCCGCGAGCCGGGCGGCGCGGGGGCGGCCGAGGUGAGGCGAGGAGAAGAAGCCAGGCGAGCGCCGGGCGGCAUGGAUUACCCCGAGCCGCAGGGCGCCUGGGACCUGCCCGGGGAAGGCGGCGGCGGCGGCUGCUACGGGCGGCCGGCCCGCGGCGAGGAGGAGGAAGAGGAGGAGGAGGCGGCGGCGGAGAGCCGCGGCGUGGAGCAUCCCCUGGCCCGCCCGCCCCGCCGCCACCACCACCACCGCCAGCAGCAGCAACAGCAGCAGCGGCCGCUCCGCGCCGCGCUCUCCACCUCGUCCUCCGAGGGGGAGCCGGAGGCCGCCCCGCCGCGGCAGCUCAGCCUGAGCGACUCGGCCGGCGGCGGCGAGUUCGACUCGGCCGAGUCCGGCGCCUCGCUGCGCUACUCCACGGGCACCGGCGGCGAGGGCAGCGAGGGAGCGGGGCUGGCGAGCAGCGAGAGCGGCGGCAGCGGCUUCUCCCUGGCCGCCUCGGCGCUGCCCGAGAGGAAGCGGCCGCGCUCGGCGGCGGGCGGCGGGCGGCCCCGCUACGAGGUGGUGCGGGAGCUGGGCGCCGAGGAGGUGCGCUGGUUCUACCGGGAGGACCGCAAGACGUGGAAGCCCUUCAUCGGCUACGACUCGCUGCGGAUCGAGCUGGCCUUCCGCGCCCUCGGCCCCGAGCCGCGGGAGGGCGAGGCGGUGGAGCCGGUGUGUGUGCGGAGCGGGCUGUACGAGGUGGACGUGGCCAACGCCGAGUGCUACCCCGUCUACUGGAACCGUGAGGCGCUGCGUGCCCCCGUAGGCAGCUGGCCAGCGUGGCUCUGCUGCGCUGCUGCCUGGUGCUCUCUGCCUGGUUCUCUGCUGCGCCCAGGCCCGAGAAGACGGCAAGAAACAGAAAAGAUUCCUGUAAUGCGUGGACAAUGGUUUAUUGACGGUACGUGGCAGCCUCUGGAAGAGGAGGAAAGUAACCUAAUAGAGCAGGAGCAUCUCAACCGCUUCAGAGGCCAGCAGCUGCAGGAGAGCUUUGAUAUGGAAGUAUCAAAACCUGUUGAUGGAAAGGAAGUUCUCUACUACCUCCCUCCCUUCUCCCUCCCUUCUUUGUUCAAAUGGAGAGGAUAUAAGGAGAAUUCAGAUGCUGCAUGUCUUAAGCGAAAGCGUUCCCAAGCUAUUCAUAGUCUAAAGUUGAGUCGCAACCAUGUGGACUGGCACAGUGUGGAUGAAGUGUAUCUUUACAGUGAUGCAACAACAUCUAAAAUUGCAAGAACUGUUACACAAAAGUUGGGGUUUUCCAAAGCUUCAAGUAGUGGGACAAGGCUACAUAGAGGCUAUGUAGAAGAAGCUACAUUAGAAGACAAGCCACCACAAACUAGUCACAUUGUGUUUGUUGUGCAUGGUAUUGGGCAGAAAAUGGACCAAGGAAGGAUCAUCAAAAAUACAGCUAUGAUGCGAGAUACUGCAAGAAAAAUAGAAGAGAAGUAUUUUUCCAAUCUUGCAACCCAUGUUGAAUUUCUUCCGGUUGAAUGGAGGUCAAAACUUACCCUGGAUGGAGACACUGUGGACUCCAUUACUCCGGAUAAAGUACGAGGUUUAAGGGACAUGCUGAACAGCAGUGCGAUGGAUAUCAUGUACUACACAAGUCCUCUUUAUAGGGAUGAACUUGUCAAGGGGCUGCAGCAGGAGCUGAACCGGCUCUACACGCUUUUCUGCUCUCGGAAUCCAGAGUUUGAGGAGAAAGGAGGGAAAGUCUCAAUCGUGUCCCACUCGCUGGGCUGUGUCAUCACCUAUGACAUCAUGACUGGCUGGAACCCCGUCAGGCUUUACGAGCAGUUGCUGCAGAAGGAGGAGGAGGAGCUCGAAGAGAGUUGGAUGAGUUACGAGGAGCAACGUUUACUUGAAGAACUUUACAUAACCAAACAACGGUUGAAAGAAAUAGAGGAGAGGUUACAAGGCUUAAAGGCAUCUACCAUAUCGAAAACACCUGUCUUAAAAUUUAAGGUUGAGAAUUUCUUCUGUAUGGGAUCUCCAUUAGCAGUGUUUUUGGCAUUGCGUGGCAUCCGUCCAGGAAACAGCGGUAGUCAAGAUCAUAUUCUGCCCAGAACAAUUUGUAACCGCUUACUAAAUAUUUUUCAUCCAACAGAUCCAGUGGCCUAUAGGUUAGAACCUUUAAUUCUGAAACACUACAGCAACAUUUCACCUGUCCAGAUCCACUGGUACAACACUGCAAACCCUCUACCUUAUGAGCAUAUGAAGCCAAGUUUUCUCAACCCAACAAAAGAACCUACCUCAGUAACUGAUGGCGAAAGUGCUUCAACUGUACCAAGCCCAACUACUUCACCAGUCAUGGUUCGACGCCACUAUGGAGAGUCUAUAACAAACAUAGGCAAAGCCAGUAUAUUGGGAGCUGCGAGCAUUGGGAAGGGCCUUGGAGGGAUGCUUUUUUCAAGAUUUGGUCGAUCUAGUACAACCACCUCACAGACACCUGAGGCCGGGAAAGAUGGAGCAGAGGGGGACGACAAGAGGGCCACUACUGUUGGAACGCCGCCUUUCUCACAAAGCAGCUCAGGCUUUCUCGAACCCACAUUGGAACUGGAGCACAGGAUUGAUUUCGAGCUCAGGGAAGGUCUUGUGGAGAGCAGAUACUGGUCUGCAGUCACAUCACACACUGCCUAUUGGUCAUCUCUGGAUAUUGCUCUUUUCCUUCUAACCUUCAUGUACAAGCACGACCAAGAUGAUACCGACAAAUCCAAUUUAGAUGCUAUUUGAAUUUUUGACUGGGUAUGGGGAGGGAUGGGAAAGGAAAUUUUAAAACGAAUGGCACAAAACUGAUGUCUUACUGUUAAACUGCAGUAUAUAUGGCAUGGAGGUUUCAGGUUUAAGUGCAUGUUUGGAUAUUUUCCUGUUUCUAAAGAGCAAAAAUGAUUUGUAUUUAAAAGCACUUUAUAGUUUUAAACAUUUUGCAGUGCUUAAUUAGACCUGAAAUUAUUCCAAAUUCUUGUUAACUUUGACUGUAUAAAGAGCCGAUACAAUGUGUAGCAUCACGUAAGCACAGUUGUGCAGUGUGCUUGGGUGACAUACUUGUUAAUGACCAUAAUUGCUGUUUAGUUCAUUGAAGUAUAAAAGAUAAGUUGAUUAAAAAACUAAAUUAAUUUCCAUUAACAAAAUAUACGUUCCUUACAAACCUAAAACUGCCAUGUUCUGAUGUUUUAUGUAUCAGUAAAUAACAAACGGUGGUGUCAUUUUUCUAGGACUUUAUUCAGCUCCACAUCCUAUUGUCCACAUUACCAUUGAAAGACCAUUCUGACUGCUGGCUUCUGAGAGCAUAUUAUACGUGACACAUUUAGAAACUAAUGCUGAAAAAGCAUGAAGCAAAUAUUUGAAAAACUGUAAUUAUAAUUUAUUAUCUCUUAACUGUUUCAUUUUAUUCCAGUGUAUAAAACAUUACUUUUUUACUGGUUUCUUUUGACAUAAUUUAAGAACCACAUUUAUUUUCUACAGUGUUAAGACUUUUUCUCAGAAAUACAUAUCUUUGUACUACUAUUCAAAUGAAUAUAUGGACACUGUGGCACACUUUAAGUAUUUUUUCAUUAAAAUAAAUAUUUGUGGUUUCA
This is a messenger RNA of Cygnus olor (mute swan), 3633 nucleotides long. It is a transcript of the gene DDHD1, whose product is annotated as DDHD domain containing 1. Gene Ontology annotation, cellular component: cytoplasm. The transcript has 14 exons. NCBI's taxonomy places the organism in Eukaryota, Metazoa, Chordata, Aves, Anseriformes, Anatidae. Gene Ontology annotation, molecular function: glycerophospholipase activity; metal ion binding. The record is from RefSeq and is a predicted model, not a curated record. Bases 98 to 2788 code for a protein of 896 amino acids.